Molecule: messenger RNA, 1038 nt
Organism: Rosa chinensis
Lineage: Eukaryota; Viridiplantae; Streptophyta; Magnoliopsida; Rosales; Rosaceae
Product: F-box/LRR-repeat protein At3g48880
Exons: 1
Coding region: 1-1038 (345 amino acids)
Molecular function (GO): protein binding; zinc ion binding
Source: RefSeq, a predicted model, not a curated record
AUGGAGGAUACUGCAGGAAGAAGAAAAUGGGCCAAGUUAGAGGUGGACUGCUUAACCAAUGUGUUUGGAAGACUAGGAAUGGAGCCACUGCUUAUGAAUGUGCCUUUUGUCUGCAAAUCAUGGCACAAAGCAACCCAGGAUCCUCUGUGCUGGCAAAACCUCUCAUUCCCAGAGUUUUUACCACUACUCGAACCCAAGAGUCUCGGCCCGGAGCCAUUUUACUACAAGUUUGUUGAUAAAUGUCAAGUCAAGAAGAACACUACUUUCUCCAUCAGUGCUUUUGUAAGGAUGGUAGUGGCUCGUAGCCACGGAAAGGCCAUCGAGAUCAAACUCCCUGGCUUUAUAACUGAAGAAACCUUGAGGUACGUUUCGGAUGCAUGUCCCGGGAUUAGGGUUUUGUGCAUGCCAGAUGAUAUAGUCAUUUUUAAGCAUUCUAGGCUUAUUGCGAAAUUGAUUGGCAAGUGGAAGAUGUUGGAGCAAUUGCAUUUGGGCGGCAACCUCAAGAAGAUUGUCACACUUCGAGCACAAUUGGAUAAGCAAAGGACAAAUGAUUUGUUUGCAAUGGGAGAUUAUUGUUCGUGUGAAACCAUAUUGGACGAGAUCGUGAUGCAGAUUGGCAUUCACUGCAAUCAUUUUGUGGGUCUCAGAAUCGCUCAUGCUUAUGUUGAUGAAGUAGAGGCAUCGAUUAUUGCGGAAUCGUUGCCGAAUCUUAAGUACUUGUGGGUUGAAGAGUCUCACUUUGAAGGGGACAGUCUUGUCACGCUAGUGCGGGGCUGCAAACAACUUGAGGUUUUGGAUGUCACUGACUGUGGAGAACUUGAAGACAGUGAUGGUGAUAUGAAGGAAAUAGCAACCCUUGCUAAGGGUUAUGGUAUUGAAUUUCUAUGGCAAGGUGGACGUGAAGAUGCUGAUUAUUGUGGUCUUGAUUUUCAGAACCGGUCGAGGAAGUUGCUUUUAACCAAGGUUCGUGUGAGACAAUGUCCGCGGAUGAGCACCGGUGGAAUGGCACCAUCGAGGCUCCUAGCUCAUAGAAAAUAA